Messenger RNA from Paraglomus brasilianum, 171 nucleotides. The record is from the annotation of a GenBank genome assembly. NCBI's taxonomy places the organism in Eukaryota, Fungi, Glomeromycota, Glomeromycetes, Paraglomerales, Paraglomeraceae.
AUGCAAGAAUAUAAACCUAACGAACAAAGCCAGCGGAAUGAACAACGAGAAAUUGGCAACAGUGCUCCACCAUACGGGAUCGGAGAAGACAGUAUAUGUGGAUUGAAUCCGCACCUUUCCCAAUGGACGACCUUAAAAAAGACAUCUUUGGAAGACCUCGGAAAGGCACUU